Messenger RNA from Drosophila busckii, 2079 nucleotides. RefSeq names its product dihydrolipoyllysine-residue acetyltransferase component of pyruvate dehydrogenase complex, mitochondrial (gene muc). Lineage: Eukaryota; Metazoa; Arthropoda; Insecta; Diptera; Drosophilidae. Gene Ontology annotation, biological process: pyruvate decarboxylation to acetyl-CoA. The record is from RefSeq and is a predicted model, not a curated record. Gene Ontology annotation, molecular function: dihydrolipoyllysine-residue acetyltransferase activity. The coding region runs from base 201 to 1736 and encodes 511 amino acids. Gene Ontology annotation, cellular component: pyruvate dehydrogenase complex. The transcript is spliced from 7 exons.
CCUAGUGGCGUUUAAUAAGGUCGACCGCUGGCAAACUUUGUUUAGAAAAAAAUUAAUCUAAAUUUUCGACUCCGAAUUCAAAUUGAAACGAGAAGUGCGACCCAAGCAAAGCGUUGCCAACUAAAUUCAACGAAAAACGUCGUCGUGCAGCGUUCGCCAAUCAGGAUUUAAACUUCAUAAACUUCCAAUCGGAAUUGACAAUGUUACGCUCACUUGCUACAACAACGACACGCAAUGAAUUUGCCGCACUGCGUGCUAUUAUUUCACGUACAUCGCCAACGGCAAGACGCACUGCCGCCAGCUAUGGAGUGCGUAGCCUGAGCACCUCCCACAACCUGCACUCAAUUUUCAGUUCAUCAAACUCAGGCAAAACACAGCGUAUUCCCAAACAAACGUCAGCAUGGAGCUACAACUUUGCACGCGCCUAUGCCGGUUUACCCGAUCACAUACGUGUGCCCUUGCCAGCGCUGUCACCCACCAUGGAACGCGGCUCCAUUGUCAGCUGGGAGAAGAAAGAGGGCGACAAACUCAAUGAAGGCGACUUGCUGUGCGAGAUUGAAACCGACAAGGCCACCAUGGGCUUCGAGACACCCGAGGAGGGUUUUCUGGCCAAGAUUCUGGUGCCAGGUGGUAGCAAGGAUGUGCCUGUAGGCCAACUAGUCUGCAUUAUAGUGUCCGAUGCCAGUCACGUAGCUGCCUUUAAGGAUUUCAAGGAUGAUGCACCAGCAGCAGCUGCGCCUGCUGCCGCAGCGCCCGCCCCACCGCCACCACCAGCUGCAGCUGCAGCACCUGCACCCGCAGCACCUGCACCCGCUCCAGCUGCUGCACCAGCUGCCGCUCCAGCCGCUGCCCCAAGCGGCGAUCGCGUCUAUGCAAGUCCCAUGGCCAAGCGUCUAGCCGAGACACAGCAGCUGCGUCUGCAAGGCAAAGGCUCUGGCGUCCAUGGUUCAUUCAAAUCUGGUGAUCUUGCAGGCCUUGCUCCUAAGCCCGCAGCAGCAGCAGCAGCACCCAAAGCCGCAGCAGCUGGUGCACCUGGAGCACGCUACAGGGAUAUACCUGUGACCAAUAUGCGUGCCAUCAUUGCCAAGCGUCUGCUUGAGUCUAAACAACAACUGCCACACUACUAUGUUACCGUCGACUGCCAGGUGGACAAGCUCUUGAAGUUCCGCGCUCAGGUCAACAAGAAGUACGAGAAGGAGGGCGCUCGCGUUUCUGUCAAUGACUUCAUCAUUAAGGCUGUAGCCGCUGCCUGCCGCAAGGUGCCAGAAGCCAACUCUGCCUGGAUGGACACUGUCAUUAGGGAGUAUGAGGAUGUGGAUGUCUCGGUGGCUGUAUCCACAGACAAAGGACUCAUUACGCCCAUUGUUUUCGGCGCAGAUCGCAAGGGCGUCUUAGAAAUCUCGAAGAAGGUCAAGGAGCUGGCGGGCAAGGCGCGCGAUAAUAAGCUGCAGCCACAGGAGUUCCAAGGCGGCACCAUUUCCGUAUCCAAUCUGGGCAUGUUUGGUGUAAACCAAUUCUGCGCUGUCAUUAACCCACCGCAAUCCUGCAUAUUAGCAAUUGGUACCACAACGAAAAAAUUGGUAGCUGACCCCGACAGCCUAAAGGGCUUCAAGGAAGUCAACAUGCUUACUGUUACUUUAAGCGCAGAUCACAGAGUCGUCGAUGGCGCUGUGGCCGCCAGAUGGAUGCAACAUUUCCGUGACUUCAUGGAGGAUCCACAGACAAUGAUAUUGUAAAUGAAGUAAAGCGAAAAAUCCUGCGCACGUGACCCUCACAACGAUCUUCGCGUACCUUGUUUUAUUAACGUCAAAAGAUAAAUUGUGUAAAUUUAUUUCAACAUCGGAUAUUGCUGCCACGCCCUACGAUAGUUAUAUAUAUAUAUGCAUAUAUAUGGCUUUUAGCGCAAAGUAAAAGUAACGCAUACAAUUAUUUGUUAGUGGCCAAACACUCACAGCACUCUUGGCGCUAACGCAUUGAUAUUUUGAUUCACAUACUCGGCCUAUUGUAAAUUUUCCGUUUUAAUUGUCUAUAAAAAAUUGUAUCGGGUAUAUAACAAAAAAAAAAAAAAGAAAAAUUGUU